This is a messenger RNA of Pteropus alecto (black flying fox), 741 nucleotides long. RefSeq names its product olfactory receptor 6-like. Gene Ontology annotation, molecular function: G protein-coupled receptor activity; olfactory receptor activity. The annotation marks the transcript as partial. Gene Ontology annotation, biological process: G protein-coupled receptor signaling pathway. The record is from RefSeq and is a predicted model, not a curated record. Lineage: Eukaryota; Metazoa; Chordata; Mammalia; Chiroptera; Pteropodidae. The transcript has a single exon. Gene Ontology annotation, cellular component: membrane.
AUGUGGAAGGAAAACAUCACCCAUAUUCCUGAGUUCAUCCUGGUGGGUUUCCCUACCUCCCAUUGGCUACAGGUUCUGCUCUUUCUCCUCUUCCUCAUCACCUACUUGUUUGUGCUGCUGGAGAAUUUGGUCAUCAUCUUCACUGUAUGGGUCACUGGGUCCUUGCACAAGCCCAUGUACUAUUUUCUGGGCACCAUGUCUUUUCUGGAGACCUGCUAUAUAUCUGUCACAGUCCCCAAGAUGCUGGCUGGAUUCCUACUUUGCCCCAAUACCAUCUCCUUCCUGGGAUGCAUGACCCAGCUCUAUUUCUUUAUGGCACUUGCCUGUACUGAAUGUGUGCUCUUGGCUGCCAUGGCCUAUGACCGUUACGUGGCCAUAUGUUGGCCGCUCCGCUAUCCACUCAUGAUGACCACAGAAUUUUGUGUUCAGCUGACCUUCAGUUCCUGGGUGAGUGGCUUCACCGUCUCCAUGGUAAAGGCUUACUUCAUCUCCCAAGUUUCCUUCUGUGGCAAUAAUAUCAUAAACCAUUUUUUCUGCGAUGUGUCCCCCAUCCUCAAACUGGCCUGCAUGGACUUUUCCAUCGCUGAGAUGGUAGACUUUGUGCUUGCCAUCAUCAUCCUUGUGUUUCCUCUCUCAGCCACUGUUAUUUCUUACGCCUUCAUUGUCUCUACCAUCCUGCUCAUUCCCUCUGCCACUGGACGGCGGAAGGCCUUCUCCACCUGUGGCUCUCACCUUACAGUG